This is a messenger RNA of Helianthus annuus (common sunflower), 1219 nucleotides long. RefSeq names its product transcription factor MYB93. The record is from RefSeq and is a predicted model, not a curated record. The transcript is spliced from 3 exons. The coding region runs from base 51 to 956 and encodes 301 amino acids. NCBI's taxonomy places the organism in Eukaryota, Viridiplantae, Streptophyta, Magnoliopsida, Asterales, Asteraceae.
GGUUCGAUUAACACAAGAAAGCAAAGUCGAUCCCUAAUUAAAAUAGAGAAAUGGGAAGGUCUCCUACUCCAACAAGUAGGGAUGAAGAAAAUAACAUCAAGAAAGGCGCAUGGACCCCUGAAGAAGAUCAACAGCUUAUCACUUACAUCCAAACUCAUGGCGGCCAUGGAAGCUGGAGAUCCCUCCCUAAACAUGCUGGCCUUAAAAGAUGCGGGAAGAGUUGCCGAUUACGAUGGACAAACUAUCUUCGACCUGAUAUAAAGCGAGGAAAAUUCUCCAAAGAAGAAGAGAACACUAUUCUUCACCUUCAUUCCAUUGUUGGCAACAAAUGGUCGAUGAUUGCAACACGUUUACCAGGACGGACAGAUAAUGAAAUCAAGAACUACUGGAAUACCCAUAUGAAGAAGAAGCUAAUCCAUAUGGGUAUUGACCCGAUGACCCAUCAACCGCGGACCGACUUGUUUUCUUGCUUGCCUCAACUAGUAUCCCUUGCUUACAUCAAACAAAUUCUCGAACAUAAUCAAUUAGCUCAAAACCUUCAAUACUUGCUCCAAACAACCAAUUCGAUUCCUCAAUUACAACAACAAAACCAAGAUUUCAUUAACGAAUUUCCAGCCGAAUCAAAUCAAGAAAUCAUGACACAAUUUCUUUUGGGAAAAUAUUCUAGUGAAAUUACCCAACCACUCCAUGAUGUCUCAAUCAUGAAUUUACAAACAAGCAAUGAUAUGCAUAAAGUCGUGAGUCAGGACCAAGGCCAAUCAAGAUUCACCAGUGUCAAUUCCUCAUCAUCACCACUCACAUGGAGUUCUGUUCCGCCAUUGAUGGACACCAGCGCUUCACUUGACACUGGCAGCACCAUUAGCUACGCCGGAGAUGUCGGAGCUUCUUCGUAUAACUUGCCGGAGUUUCUGUUUGAAGACUCUUUCUUGGAUCAGAAUUUACCAGAAAUUUGUUAAAUAAUAAUAAUAAGUAGUACUGUAAUAUAAUACACUUAUGAAAGCUUUUUCUUUUGAGUGCAUAGCAGAUUAUAGCCAAAUUGCAAUUCAAGGUUGUACGGUACAACUUUUGUUGCAUGGAUGAUUGACAUAUGUAAUGUAGUUGUGGAGCUGCAUGCAUGGCUAUGCACGAACUCCAUUAGUUUGUUGUUUUUUUCUUUUCCAAUUUUCAUCCUGUGUACAUAUUCAUGUGUGAUAUAUCAUACAAUACUUAACUAGUGGUA